Molecule: messenger RNA, 3730 nt
Organism: Eriocheir sinensis (Chinese mitten crab)
Lineage: Eukaryota; Metazoa; Arthropoda; Malacostraca; Decapoda; Varunidae
Product: discoidin domain-containing receptor tyrosine kinase B-like
Exons: 9
Coding region: 304-3273 (989 amino acids)
Biological process (GO): positive regulation of kinase activity; multicellular organism development; cell surface receptor protein tyrosine kinase signaling pathway
Cellular component (GO): signaling receptor complex
Molecular function (GO): ATP binding; collagen binding; protein tyrosine kinase collagen receptor activity
Source: RefSeq, a predicted model, not a curated record
UGACAGUGGAGGGGAAGGAUGUGUGUCGCGUGGCUCUCGUGCCCCCGUGUUCCUGUGUCUGUGUAACCAGAUAAUAUAAGAAAAAACAGCCCUUCCAAAAAAUGAAAACCAGCCAGCGAGCAGGAAAAUCCAAAUCAUAAACAAUGAAAGCCGCACGAAAUCCAAGACGGACCAAGCGAUGUAAACAAACCCAGACCCAAAAACCACCCCAUCUCCACCCACGUACAGUCCUUUUCCCGCCAAAAUAUGACACCUACGGACACACGGACGCGCGGGAGGUAGGAAUGAGGUGCCAGGGGUAAUAUGAGGUGCCUGAAACCCCGAUCCAGGACACGAACGCGAGGAAAAGGCGGAAAAGAAGGAGUAAAAGAAUUAACCAUGGGGGUGUGCUUGAUGUGGAACCCUGGACUGAGGAUAAGAACAUGGCUGAUGGUGAUUAUGCUUCUUCAGGGGCCGCCUUACCUGGCUACGGCGUUGAUUGCAGGCCAGUGUGGGGACGCCCUGGGAAUGCAAUCUGGGGAAAUUCCCGACGACCACAUCUCUGCUUCUUCCUACUUCGACGCCGCCGUCAACGCCAUCUACGGGAGAGCUCACGUGGAGGUGGGUGGCGGGGCGUGGUGUCCGAGGGAGAUGGUGUACCGCGAGGGCAAGGAGUAUCUGGAGGUUAACUUGGGACCGCCUCAUCUACUCACCAAGGUGGAGGUUCAGGGACGCUUCGGGAACGGCCAGGGAAGGGAGUUCGCGCGCCAGUACAAGCUGCAAGUGUGGAGACCCGGCCUGGCGCACUGGGUUACCUACACCAGCCCCGACGGACGAGAGCUCCUUGAGGGUAACAGCAACACCUACUUAGCCCGGCCCUCGCAUCUAAGCCCGCCUGUCGUGGCCUCAAGGGUAAGGUUCGUGCCCCACAGCGACCAUCCGAGGACUGUCUGUAUGAGGGUGGAGCUAUACGGCUGCCGCUACACAGGUGGUCUCGUGUCCUAUUCAAUGCCCGACGGGGACUCAAGAGGCGCCGGUGACCUCAGCCUCCGUGACCUGACCUACGACGGGUCUAAAACGGGGGGCUGGCUGCGAGGGGGGCUGGGUCAACUCACGGACGGGGAAACAGGUCACACCAACUUCAAGGUCAACGCUCAAGGUCAAGGCAAAGGGUAUGAAUGGGUAGGGUGGAGGAACGACACAAGAGAAGGCCGGCCCGUCAACAUAACCUUCCACUUCGAGGGUCUAAGGAACUUCAGCGCCGUGCAUAUCUUCGCUAAUAACCUGUUCACCAAGGAGACCCAGGUGUUCUCCAAGGCAAGGAUCCUCUUCAGCGUGAACGAAGAGGAUGAACAAACAGAAGAAGAACAGGAUAACAACGAAAAGGUCAAAGAAAAGAAGAACAUUAACACCAGACGAAGGGAAACGAGUGAGAAGCGGAUAACAGGAGGAGGAGGAGGAGGAGGAGGAGGAGGAGGAAGAGGAAGGUUCACCGCUCACCCACCUGUCCAUUUCGAGUACGCGGUUGACCGGAUCUUCGAGAACGCCCGGAACGUGACCAUCCAGCUCCCGAACGUGACAGCAAGGACGGUGAGGCUGCAGCUGUUCUUCGCUCUUCGCUGGAUGUUGGUCUCCGAGGUCACGUUCGAGUCUGUGCCCUGCGCCUGCAACGUGACCCGCGAGACGCAGCAGAGCUUUGUCAGCGGCUCGGCGCCCCGCGGCGAGGCUGGCCACACCCGAGCCGCCCCGGUGGAGCCCAGCCUGCCCCCCGCCGCCCCGGGCCAGGCCCCCGUGGUGCCGGCGCGCGCCCCCGCCCCCGGCCUGCUGGUGGGGGGCCUGGCGGCGCUGGGCGUGGUGUUCGGCGUCCUGCCCGUGGCCGCCUGCCUCCUACACCACCGCGCCCGCCUCGCCCGCCGCUGCAAGGCGCCGCCCGCAGCCGACCCCCACAAGGACCUGCACCUCAGCGUCAACGGGACGGCGGCGGCGGGGGUAGGGGGCCUGUCCCGGGCACGGGGCGGCGAGCUGUACGGCCGCUUGGCGCUGCACGAGCCUGCAGCGGGGCCUUGCCAGGAGCCCUCCGCGCUGGGGCCGCCGCCGCCCGGCUCCCUGCAGGGCCCGCCCACCACGGACACGGACGACUCGCUGGACUACUACGCCGUGCCGGACCUCAGCCUGACGCCGCCGCCGCCCCCGCCGCUGCCCGAGGCAUGGCGGCCGCCGCUGCCCAUCACACGGCCGCCCUUUGCACGCCUCCGCCGCGACGCACAGCCCGGCCAACAUUACGCCGCCACACAGCUGUGCCACGCCUCCAGCAUCCAGGGCGUCACCGGCUGUGUCAUCUACGCCACCGCCGACGAGGCCGGCGUGGGCGGCGCAGCGGCGCUGCCCCCCGAGGCGGCGGUGCCCGAGGUGGCGCCCUGCCAGGUGCGGGCGCUGGAGCCGCUGGGCGAGGGCAAGUUCGGCACCGUGACGCUGUGUGAAGUGGAGGGGCUGGAGGGCGGCCCGCGGCUGGCGGCCAUGAAGAGCCUGCGCGUGGGCGCCGCCGAGGGCACCAAGAAGGACUUCCGGCAGGAGGCGCGCGUGCUGGCGCGCCUCCACGACCCCAACAUCGUGCGGCUGGUGGGCGUGGUAAGCCGCGCCGAGCCGCUGGGGCUGCUGCUGGAGUACAUGGCGCACGGCGACCUCUACCAGUUCCUGCGGCGCCACCGCUGCGGGCCGGAGGGCGCGGCGGACCUGCCGGAGCUGAGCUACGGCGCGUUGGUGUACGCGGCGCUACAGGUAGCGUCAGGCAUGACGCACCUGGAGACGCUGGGCGUGGUGCACCGCGACCUGGCGGCGCGGAACUGUCUGGUGGGCGAGGCGCUCACCAUCAAGAUCUCGGACUUCGGCAUGAGCCGGCCGCUCUACUCCAGCGACUACUACCGCCUGGGGGAGGGCCGCGCGCUGCUGCCCAUCAGGUGGAUGGCCUGGGAGUCGAUCCUGCACGGGCGGUUCUCCACCAAGAGUGACGUGUGGGCGUUCGGCGUCACCAUGUGGGAGAUCCUGACGCUGGCGCGCCGGCAGCCCUUCGCCGAGAUGAGCGACGAGCAGGUGCUGGAGAACGUGUCCCGCUGCUACCUGGACCAGGGCGUGCCCAUGGCCACCCUGGCGCCGCCGCCCCUGUGCCCGCGCGAAAUGCACGACAUGAUGGCUGCCUGCUGGAGGCCCGCCGCCAGGCAGCGCCCGCCCUUCUGGGAGCUGCUGCUCUUCCUGCGACGCAAGAACCUCGGCUACACCCUCGACUACGCCGGCUGAGACACACACACACACACACACACACACACCGCCUCGGCCGCCUCCCACACCACGCUCACAGCCUCAGAGCAGCAGUGAUCCAUCUGUGAUAUACUAUAAUAGUCAGGGGGGCGGGGCGGGGCGGGGCGAGGCUGCGUCCAGGCAACCAGCGGUGACGGUGCUCAAUGUUAACAAACAAACAAACGAACAAUAAACAAGGGAACAAGCAAACACACGGGAACACACAAACACACAGUGAACACGAGACGAUUCUAGUCAUUGUUUGCCAGAGUGAGAAAGAAAACAAAUAAACAAACAUGGGACAAAUAUCAGACAGUGACAAACGACAAAACCAAACAAACAAACCUCAAAAAAGUGGAUCAAAACAAACAGUGAAUCAAAACAAAACAAACAAAAACAAUCAACCCUGAACCAAUCAAAACAAAUAGAGGGAACAAGCGGUCUUGCUUUCUAGUUG